Trypanosoma rangeli is the source of this 2325-nucleotide messenger RNA. RefSeq names its product putative ubiqitin hydrolase. The transcript has a single exon. NCBI's taxonomy places the organism in Eukaryota, Euglenozoa, Kinetoplastea, Trypanosomatida, Trypanosomatidae. The record is from RefSeq and is a predicted model, not a curated record. Gene Ontology annotation, biological process: protein deubiquitination. Gene Ontology annotation, molecular function: cysteine-type deubiquitinase activity. Bases 1 to 2325 code for a protein of 774 amino acids.
AUGUCUGAUAUUGCACCGCCAACAAAUGGAGCGAAGAGCAUUCGGGUAAAAUUGCCGGAGGAGAAUAAGUCUGAGGAGGAGGAAGUAGAGGAGAAAAUGCAGUCUGUCUCUGCGCGAAGCGUCCCUGCGUCACUACCCACCGUUGAGGCUCCAUUCAUCCUCUGCCCUUUGAUGAACCUGGGUAACACGUGCUACUUCAACGCCGGCGUGCAACUCCUAGCGAAUUGUACCCCGUUUGCCUAUGGCCUGAGGAACUCCCCCUUGCGGCACCCCUCUCUUGGGCCCCGUGCCCGAAAGCUAUGUUGCACGGGGGGGGCAGCGUCAGAAGCCUUGUUUCAAACCUUUGCGCAGCUGCUGUAUGACAUGGAAUUUGCACGACUACGUCAGGGGGAGGCCCUCUGUCCGCUGAAGGCGCUCGAUUGCCUGGCAGCCGUGCACCCUGCCUUUGAGGGUCGUGGCCAGCAGGACUGUCCGGAGAUGGUGAACGUCAUCGUCGCCAACCUCUCCGAGGAGGGGCGACAAAAGGUUGAGUUGGAGGCGCUACUGCGCUCCUUUGAGGACGAUGCCGUGGCCCUUGCGGUGUCGGAUGUUGUGGCCCUCAACAAUGUCUCGUUGAUGCUGCCGCCCGAAGGUGUUGAUGUAAGAUCGGUGACACAGGAGAACGCCGCGGGGAUGCUCGUCAGUAGAGAGUCACGAAAGCUAUACAGCUCCACCGAAACGGAGAAACAUGAUGGUCUUCUGUUGCCGUCGUCGUCGUGUUACUGUUCUACGCAAAAAUCCAUCUCGUUGCCUCUGUUCCCCGGUUCCUGGUGGACGUACAAUACGCUGCGGCUGAUGCAAACGGUAAACUACGACAAUGAGCAGCUUGAGCGCAAGGAGAAGGCCAGAAGGAAUGAGCCCUACCGAAAUACAUUUUCUCCACCAAAACUGCACUACAACGGUGUGACGGAUUGUUUUACGGGGCACUUGUUGUCGGAGGUUCAAUGCCACACAUGCGGUAGCACGUCUCGCAUCGUGGAGGAGUUUUCCUCCCUCACCAUUGAUGUUGCAUCUUAUAGCCAACGGAGGCAGUAUGCCCGGAGGCAUCCAGAGACGCAACGUGUGGCAGAGGACAGGCUCUCUGUUCAACAGAAGAGUCGCGGGUCCUUCCAGUGGUGGAACCCAUUUGCAUGGAUUGGCGCCUUGACGCGCUACUUACUUAGCUUUUUUCGUGGCUUCACGCAUUACGUUGAUUACUGCGUCACCUUGAAGGAAUGCCUUGACAUCCACUUCGAUCCCGUCGUUCUAAAGGGAAACAACAAGUAUCAUUGUUCCUCGUGUAAUACGUUAUCAGAAGCCACUAAGCGAGAGUCGCUCCUCUCUCUCCCCGAGUACCUACUACUGCAGAUGAAACGUUUUGAGUAUGGUAGCUGCUUUAACACGAAGAAGACGGACCCUGUGUUAUUCCCGGUCUCAUGGGAGAUUGGGGCUGCCGCUGAGGCGGAUGUGCUGCGGCUCGGUGAUUACAUGUAUAGAGGCGUCUCUAGGUCCACGACACCCGCCGAGCAGUUUCAACGCUACCUAUACACCGACGUCAGCACGUCUGCGACGGAGGCAGCGACAAAACCGGGGAAUGUGCAGCACACCCUUAGCUCAGCCACGGAGGGUACGGAGGUUGACUCGCCAGGGAUGUUGGCUCCCAUUCACACCUACACCCUGGAAAGUGUCGUGAACCACCAUGGCUCCAUUAUGGGUGGGCACUACACCGCCUACGCCCACAAAAAGACGGAGGAUGAGUUUGUGUGGUUGUCCCUAAACGACGAGGAAAUUCUGCGCGUGGGCGUCAAUGAGGUGGAAAACUCCGAGGAAUAUCUUCUUCUUUACAAGAAACAACCUCUCAACCCUCACUCAGAGGCUGUGCUAAGUCUCCGUCAGAAGGCCAAGUCCCUCCUCUCGGUGCCACCCGCUGAGGAGGGACUGACGCCAGAGGGCAAAGCAACCCUCGCGAAGGGGGGCGGCACGAGGGAGACAAACGCCGACGAGGUGGUGUACAUAUCCCGCCCCUGGCUUCAGCGGAUGGCGUUUAUGGAGGAGCCAGGGCCAAUUCUUAAUCGUCUAUGCUACUGUACUGGAGGCCGUGAGGACGACGCAUCCACCUUGAAUCUGCAGGAGCCUGGGUCUGAUGGUCGGUCGUGCCACACUGCAGGCAGCUUUCCUGUUGAGUGGUUUUACGUCCCGUUGCAGCGUGAUGAGUACAAUGCAUUUUACAGCAUGUACGGAGGCAACCGCCCGGUGCAGCGGGGGGAGUAUGAGGCGUUGUGUAGAGCGCAGCAUGAAGUAGUAUAA